Pomacea canaliculata is the source of this 1123-nucleotide messenger RNA. RefSeq lists its product as uncharacterized. Bases 11 to 1123 code for a protein of 370 amino acids. Gene Ontology annotation, molecular function: G protein-coupled receptor activity. Lineage: Eukaryota; Metazoa; Mollusca; Gastropoda; Architaenioglossa; Ampullariidae. The record is from RefSeq and is a predicted model, not a curated record. Gene Ontology annotation, biological process: G protein-coupled receptor signaling pathway. Gene Ontology annotation, cellular component: plasma membrane. The transcript has a single exon.
GUCAAGAGACAUGAAUGAUAACAUAAGCUCCACGUCUGCGAGUAACGAAUCCAGAGUUGCUUCCCCCUGGAACAACGUAGAUGACCUCAUCACGUACGAAACGUUUCAGAAGUUCAACCUCUACGUGCAGUGCUUGAUCAAGCCGUUAGUUCUCCUGGUGGGCGUGCCAUCCAACGUGGUCAACUGUGUCGUCUUCUGGCGCCAGGGACUGCGGGACCGCAUGAACCUCUGCCUCUUCUGUUUGUCUCUGACAGACCUGCUCUACCUGAUCUUGGUGUUCGUGCAGACGGUUAUCGGGCCGUUUGUCGAGUUCGUGGACAUCUUGUUAGGGAAGGAGAUUUAUUAUAAAUGCGUUGUGUACAGCGGGUGGGUCUCCCAGGAGUUGCGGCUUCUGUCCGGGUGCAUCAGUCUCGUCAUCGGGGUGGAGCGGUGCGUGUGCGUCCUGUUGCCCCUGCGUGCUGUGUCCCUCAUUUCUUCCCGCACCAUGGGGUUGCUGUUGUGCUCUGUUUAUGUCAUCACCCAGCUAGGUUUUGUCACGAGCCUCAUGUCAUUUCAAGUCAUUGCUGUGCUUGACAGCAAGACGAGUAAGGUCCUGUACUGGACCACGGCGCCCACGGACGCGCUGAAGAACUACCGCAGUCUCUUCAACAUCAUUCAGAGGGUCCUCUUAGAAACCGUCCUACCUGUCUCGAUCUUCGUGGUGCUGUCCAUCACCACAGGUAUCACGGUGGCCAGGUUAAAGGCCGCCAUGUUGUGGCGGGAGCAGACGAGCUCCAAGGGUAGUGAUGACAAUCGUGGCCAACAGGUGGCGCUGACUAGGAUGCUUGUGCUUGUUUCAGUUGUGUAUAUAAUAACGGCUUUACCGUACAUCGCCUACACACUGGUUGCCGUCUUUGUUCCUGAGUUUAAUUUUGGCGGCAAGUACCAGAACAGCCUCUUUCUCGUCGCGCUGAUCUCCACGGUGUGCUCCAUGAUUAACGGUUCGUUUAAUGUUUUUAUUUACUACCGGCAGUCCUCCCGCUACCGGGCGGUGCUCCAGACCUUGUGUUGUUCUAACAGUCACGACAAACAGAAAAGUUUAAACUGUGACACUACGGUGACUUCCUUUGUGUCAAAAACGUAA